Amoebophrya sp. A120 is the source of this 11446-nucleotide messenger RNA. The record is from the annotation of a GenBank genome assembly. NCBI's taxonomy places the organism in Eukaryota, Dinophyceae, Syndiniales, Amoebophryaceae.
AUGUCUUCCGAUGCGGAGAUAUCUCCCGAAGGAUUUGCUCCAACCCAGACUCCAGGACAGUAGUCGAAAUUUCUGAAGAAGUCAGUAAGUAGGGCCACACAAGAUCGCGAGGCAUGUUUCGCAGGGAAUUUUUGCAAGAGGUGCUUCUAAUAGACGUUCCUGGCGUGAGAAUCUGGCCAAUGUCACUCGGCAAGUAAGUGCAAAAAGAACAACUUUGAUAAAAAACCAACGUGACUAUCAGGCAUGCUUCCCACAGCAAAUGCCUAUCCGACGUCCUUCUGUCGGCUUUAGUAAUUGUUCUGCUUCUGUGGAAAGGUUACAGUGCUGGAAAUGGGAAUGCCUUGCAAUAUCAUUUGUAGUGCAGACUUGCAUCUGGAGCAAUCGGUAUUGGGCAGAUCCCUUUCCCGUGUGACACAGACACACAGACGAGCCGGCAACAGAAGGACAAAUCGACGACACCAAAGCUGUACCGAAUGGCGCAAAGGUGGAGCAGAUGACGGAAGUGUCCAAGUCCAGCCAGGGCCUGGUGGACACUGCCCCUGCGUCGUUCUUGGGGGAGGCCAACCACCUCACGCAACAGCAACAGGCGGUGCUCUCCACGAAACAAGAUUUGGAUUUGUUUUACGAUCUCCAGUUGUACCUAUUCCAAGAAAACGCGGUCGAUGUUUCUGCCUCCGUGGAGAAUCAGCAAGCCAAGAACGAGAAUUUGAUCUUGCGGGCCGGAUCUGACAUCACGCUGCAGCGAUUGCACAGCAACGCCAUGUGGCCUAAAUUGGAGGUAUCCAGGUUUCUUUUUCCUACCCAUACCGUGAUAUUUGUUUGCUGAGUAGGAUGAGUUCGUAAUAAGGUAAUCCGGGCACAUUCAAACUGCGCAGAGUGGCAAAGUGUACAAAUAUGGGCAUGCAUGCCGAUCGGAUCAAGAAAUAAAAACUGCGCAGCGCAACGUCGAGAAGCUUCUCAAGAGCCCAAGUAUCCGCUUCUCUAUACCGAUAUGGAAGUAAAGUUUUGACCUGCGUCGCAUUUUUUGUUGCGGCACUAUACUCAUUCAAGAUACCUCGACGCAGCAGCUUUCUUCUCGACUCUUAUGGUGCAUCAGAUUUACUCUCUAUCCAAAUCUGCAUCUCGAGGACACCUCCUUUGGAGAGCUGUAUAUAUUUGAUGAGGCCGGUCAAAGUUUUUUGAGCAUGCACCAUCACCAAGUUGGCCGAGUACCUGAUUAUGUUUGCAGAAAUACGCAAUGGAAGUAUGCUGAUGUCCAGGGAAGGCAAACCAAACUUGUAGAAAGGAUUGCAAGGCCGCCGGGGUCGAAAAAUGUCUGUUAUUCCAUGAGGCUGCUCAGUUUUCGACAACUACGCUGGCAAAGAGUUGCGCCCUCCCGUCGGACCUGAGCAUUUAUUUAUACACGGCAUUCAGGCUGGAUAAGAAUACCAAUAACGAGUUGGAUACCGGCGAUAUUUGCGUGAUUAUCUACCCCAUUCCAGGCCGAGUGAUAAUUCUGUCGCCGCUAGACUACAGCGCUUUGCACAAGCGUCAGAUCCACCAAGACGCCGACGUAAAAAUUUGCGAGCAUUGCAUGCGCAAAUGUUUAUCAUUUCAUGCGAUAUUUAUCGGAAGCCAGACGUAGCGAAAUAGCUCCGCAUAACGGCCACAACAUCUCCAAACGUGGGCGAGGCUUUUUCACGAGCUGAAUGAAUAAAGGCACUCAGAUGCCUAGCGUUGCCCGAUUUGCACCCACUAAUAUCGACAUUGUGGCGGCGCUGCAUUAAAUGAAACAAACUGCCACGGUUCACUUAUACUCAUGCAAGUGCCCUCGCAGCGUACCGUCCAUGUAGGGCAGGCAUUGUUGAUAAUUGCCAUUCAGAUUUUGAGCCAGAGUAUCUCAUAUCGCGCAGAAAUUAAGCCUCUGGAGGCUUCCGUGUGUCUACACAAUAGUAGUCCUGCGCACGAUCGGCACAAGUGUGGUGGUCUUGUCUGUAUCCGUGUGGGUACACGAUGCAACAAAUAUUGUGUGUUGCAGUGCAGGCAUCAGGACUUAUAGGCCUGAUUUUACUUUCCAAAUGAUGCGCAUGCAUCUCGUAUGUCUGGCGGCGUGUUGAGAAUACAGUUGGAAUGCCACCGCUUCCUCGGGGUGGGGGGCAGUUGUCAUCUGGAUGACCCAUUCCGAUCCAACAGCGGGCAUCGAGUUGCGUCAUUCAAUUGCGGCACUUAGGCAGGUUUUCAUGGCGAUCUCCGGCCAGCCAGCAGCAGAUGGCCCCGGUGGCGCAUCGGUUUCCUUUCCGGAGUACGUCCAGAGUUGUGAGUACAUCAAGGGGAAUGAGAUAGGCAGGAAGCUGGCGGAUGGGGAAUCCGGAAAAUCGUUCCUGGACAUUCAAAACUGGCGGGAAUGGGUGCCUGGAUUGGCGCCGACCGACCCGCGGCCUUUGUUAUGUAAACAGGACCGCGCAGGCGUAGCUUUGAUCCGAGCCUUACGUUUGUAUGUACAAAGCGAGAUCACGAACCUUGUAACCUGUCAGCCUGCCUGCCAGGUCUUGCCAUACUCUGCAGGCAUGCCGUUUUUUGACAUGAAAAGCGGGCCAGUGCGCAAACUUUUUGCGGGCUUGUGCCAAACAUAUAGGCCCGCCGGAAGUUUAUUGAGUAGCGCCUGAACGACAGAAGAGGGCGAGCCGCCAAGCGCAGCGGGCUUUUGAGGCGGUCGCCGGUUUGGAUUCUGGCGAGCCCCUUGUGCUGCUCGAAAGCGCGCGCAGACAAAUCGUGCGCGAAAUGAAAGUGCCAGGGGGCCAAUCAAGUCGCGCGGUAGGUGUGGGGCACGCUUUCCGCCUCUCUUCGCGCGCCCCCUGGGACAAUCGAAGGCCUGGGUUGUUGGUGCCGCUGACUCGUGAGAGAGGCGUUGGCGCUUGCGCCAAUAUUCCAUGCGGCCGACCAUCUCCCGGCAGUGCGCUCGUCCGAGGGCGCCGCUUGGUGGGCUUGACCGCUGGGCCAGUGGUUGCCUGCGCAUUUUUAUGACCGCGGGGAGGGACGUAGGCUCUCGGGCUGCUUACUAUCGUCAAGACCUGGUUUGCACUCCCCAGAAGAUGAAGCUACGCGGGCGCCUCUGUUUGCUUUUACACAAAGCGGAUGACGAAUACUCUUCCACGGUCGCAGCCUACUGGAGUCCAGAAACAAACGACGCAUACGACGCAUGCCGUAUUUUUAUUGUGUGCGAAUAUCUACGAUCCAUAAGAUCUUCAACGCGUUAGAUCUGUGAGUUCCUUGUUGGUGAACCGGUACCCUUGUCCUCUUGGAACGCGAUGUCACAUUUCUAAGCGAGCACUCCCAUCCUGUCCUCGCUAGGUCUACUCCAUCGGGUAGAGAGGUGCUUGAUGGUGGGACGGCAAGGGCUCAAGUGUUGUUCUUAUCUGCGCGCAUAGCUAAUUAUCUACGAGGGAAAAAGAGAAAGCCAAUCAAAUCAAAAGCAAACAGGUAAAGUGUGGCCCUCUCAAACCAAAAACAAAAACUAGUUAACCGCUGCUGGCAUUAUUCGCGACAUCCAUAGUUAACCGCUGCGGUGCGCUCGCUAAUCCAUGCAUCGAGGCGGGUGGAGAUUAACUCCCAACGCCCGCUCUCCCAAUGCUCCACCGGGCGAGAUUCAUGCUAGGCCAUGGCCAAGGUGCGCGGCAUGUUCAGCCAGUGCAUGCACUGGAGAUCAUGCCCGCAAACCAGGGCCAUGCUGCCCGUUCUCUACACCUCUCUAUCUUUCCCCGGGGCUGGCUUUCAGAUACCCGCCCAUGCGAGUAUCUAAGAGCCAGUCGCCUCAGGAAGAUAUACCCUGAGCUUCUGCAUCUGCUUCGCGCAGUGAGCAUGCCCUCUGUGGAGGGGCGAUUGCGUGGAGCAGAAGCUCAAGGCAGCGACGCACUGGGCUCACGCGGGGCCGGUAUCGCAAGGGACCACGCAACACGUUUCCGCGGGGAAACAUGCCGCGACGGGGACCUUCGGACGCGACGCAGGGCAUUUUCUGAGGUAGAGAGCGUCGCUGGGGACCACGCGGCACGCUUCGGGCGAAGCGUGUCGCGACGGGGACCUACGGAGAGACACGACACGAAGCUCAUAGUUUCGCCGUCGCGUCGGCAGGGACCGUAUAUACGCUUCGCUUGAAGCAUGCCCCAAUGGGGACCCAGGAGGUAGCACCAAGCUCCUGUGGAGAGGGUGCCUGGGUCACACAGCAGGCUUCGUGGAAGCGUGGCGCGACGGGGGGACCACAGAGCGGACACCAAACCCUUGCAGGGUUAGUGUCGACAGGGACAGGGACCGCGCAGCACGCUUCGUAAGAAGCGCGCCCCGAGGGGGACCUGCGGAGACCAACACACCACGCCGAGCCGUGGUGGAGUUGAUGUCGACGGGGACCACGAACACGCUUCGCAAAAGCGCGUCGCGAUGGGGACUUACGGAGACACGCGACGCCAAGCCUGCAGCGAGUUUGCAACACGCGUCGGCGGGGACCACGUGGCACGCUUCGCUUGAAGCGUGCCGUGAUGGGGACCUACGGUCUCGUCUGGAGGCGGCGCGAGGGCCACGCGGCGUGCUUCUGCUUCGUAGAAGCCCGCCGCGAUGGAGACCUCUCGGGCCGACACCAACCAUGCCUUGCGAAGUUGGUGCCGGAGGGGACCACACAGCAUGCUUCGCAAGAAGCGCGCCGCGAUGGAGACCUGCGGAGACGACACCAAACUCCCGCGGAGCUGGUGUUGACGGGGACCACACAGCACACUUCGCCUGAAGCGUGCCAUGGUCGGGACCUACGAGGCAGCACAAAGCGCCCCUGCAGGUGGAGGUGCCACAGCGCCGAGCAGCAUGCUUCGAAGAAGCGCGCCGCAGUGUAGACCUGCGGAGCCGACACCAAGCCCCUGCGGACUUGGUGGCAACGGGAACCACGCCGCACGCUUCGUUCAAAGCGUGUCGGGCGCGGGACCUGUGGAGACGACACCAGGGAGCUCCUACUGCGGAGCUGGUGUCGACGGGGACCACGCAGCGCACCUAGCCAGAUGCGUGCCGUGAUAGGGACCGGCGCAGCGUGCUUCUCUCGAAGCGUGCCGUCACGGACACGCGAGCACACGGCGCCAGGCCUCUGUCCGAGGCGCUGGCGCUGUGCGGCAGGGGGCGCACGCGCUGCCAUGUCGUGCAGAUCUGCGCACAGCAGCAGCACUACCUUGGCUUGCGUGUCGCGCGCCCUCACUUGCUGCUCGCGCAAGUGGGACUCAUUGAUUUGUUGAGCGCGGCUUGCGGCCACGCCCCAACUGGGGCGCGGGUCGCGUGGCGGAGUGCGGUAACGCGCGUCGUCAUUGGAGUGCACCUGCUUGCCAGCACAUCCAACAAAGACCUCCCGGGCGUGCAGCUCGGCUUGCGCCGCAGCACAGCCCGGGAAAGCGUUUCCGAAAACUCUCGUGCGCGCCUUCACUGGAGUGCACCUGCGUGCCAGCGCCUCCAGAUCCGACCUCCCGGGCGUGCACCUCGGCUUUCGCCGCAGCACCACCCGGGAGUGCGUGGCAGAGUAUGGCCGGCGCGUCUUCACUGGAGUGCACCUGCGUGCCAGCACCUCCAGCUUAGACCUCCAAGGCGUGCACCUCAGCUCUCGCUGCAGCACCACCCCGGAGUGCGUCGCAUACAUCUGCCGCCUCGCGCGCCUUCACUGGAGUGCACCUGCUUGCCAGCACCUCCAGAUCCGACCUCCCGGGCGUGCACCUCGGCUUUUGCCGCAGCACCGCCCGGGAGUGCGUGGCAGAGUGCGAUCUGCUCGUCUUCGCUGGAGUGCACCUGCGUGCCAGCGCCUCCAGCUUAGACCUCUAGGGCGUGCGCCUCAGCUUUCGCCGCAGCACCACCCCGGAGCGCGUCCCGCACAUCUGCCAUGGCUACUCUCUUUUAUUUUUUUUUUUGGUGAUAAACGGCGCAGGGCCGCCGCGGGUGUGUACUUAUUCCAAAGCCAGACCGUGCAACACCACACGCAGAGGGGAAACGACAACACGCGCCCGGCGCGCGCCGUUGCCCCUACAGCGGUGUCGCUCCCGUUAGCUGGCAGCGCUUAACCUCAUUUCGCUAUUGAUCGAUAUGUUGGACGCGAAAUACCAAAUAAAAUAGUUCGCAUGCGUGACGCUCUUGCAUUCCCCCCUAAAUUCUCAAAACUUGACUUUUAUUGUUUGCGUUUUCCUGGCUGUUUAAUGUAUGCCCGGGCAGCAGGAGUCUUGUGAGCCUGUGAGCCAAGGCUGAAUUGUUUCAUUUAAUAUUGCCCCCGCCCUCGCCUCGUUAUGGUGCCCAGGGCUUCGGGAUGUAGAUAGUUGCCAAGCCCUCGGGGUCUGUGAUUUUUGUCCCUCCCGCCGCAUUGCGUGUGUGUUUUUGGUUGAGAUUUGUAUUUUGCACCAGGCGGCUGCGCGGAUCGAUCUCGAUAGAGUCUCGCGCCUAUAAACGGACAGAGACCCUUGCCAUCCUUCUAGCCCUAGAGGCGUAGGCUAGGCCUGCCAUCGAGCCGCUCCCGUAGGCUCAGCCAGAGGCCCCCGGGGCGGCGUCUGGCGUUAUUGGCUGGCUAUCGGAUUCGGGAUUUUCGAAAAUCCCAGAGCUGUGGCGGCUUGGUUUUGGGCCAGGCAUGUGCCCCUUGCCCGGGCCCCUCCAGCCGGGGCCCGUGUGUCUCUUUAUAGGCGCCCCGCCGGUGUUUCUCUUGGUGCCGCCGUUUUUUUGUUCCCCGGGUUUUGUGCAGCGCCGGCCCUCCGGGAGGCGUCCGGCGGAGCCUAGGGCGAGAGGUUUCCGGGAUGGGCUUCGCGCUGCGAUUUUUCGAAGCGUGGCGAGCGUGUCUUCUUUGGUAUUUCGCAGCCCCCCGGGCCGGGUCCCGCAAGGAGCGGGCGCGCGCCCUCUGCCGUGGUGGUUCUGUUUGGUUUGGGUUGCGUUGCGCCCGUGAUUUGCGACGUCAUCCGGCCAGGCGCAGGCGGCUCGAGUUGUUCCGGCCGUUUCCUCGUUUUGGGAACCCGGCCACCAGUUCGAUCGGAUGAACCCAUCCCGUCGAAGCAUUCGGAUGGGCCCAAAAUUUUCGGGAUUCCACCGCGCCCGGCAGGGGGGAGCGUCUUCGAUUCGGCGGGGGGGGGUUCUGUUUUCCCGUGGAAAACAUCGGAAAAGGGCCCCCGGCGGGCCAAUGGAAGGGCUGCAAUAAAAGUCGGGAGGGCGGCAAAAGAGUCGCAGGCCCGAUCUGAAUAGAAGGCCAAGAAAAGGAGUUCCAUCAGUAGACCCCUAAAUAGAAGGCGGAGGAGCAGCCGGAAAAGAAGCCCCAAGAAAAGGACUUCCCGGGAUCUGCUUCGUUUUUCCCUGUGCCGUGUUUCGCUGGCGUUUUUUUUUUUUUGUUUUUUGGGUUUCGUUUUUUGAAAUUUGGCCGGGAAAUUUUGUCGGGGGGGGGCGCCCCGGUGUCUCGCCCUCCCCUUCGGCGAGCAGCCGCCCGCAGAUAGAAGGCGUCGGGACAUUGAGCCGCGCCGCCCGCGGCCUUCCCAGUUCGCCGCCCCGGCCCUUCUUCAGGUUUUGGCAAGAGAUUCGGAAUGUGCAAAACCCCCGCCCGCCAGCCUUUCCGUUGGCUCUCCGUUUGCCCGGGAGGUCAGCCGUGUUCUUCGAUCUGUGUCAAGUGGGGCCGGCCUCUUUUCCUUGGAUUCCGUGUCUUUGCAAAUCCCGACGCCGAUUGUCAAUCGAUAACCUACGCCACCGCCCCGGGGCCUCUGGGUGGCCGCGCCUCCGACGGCCAGCCCGCGCGGUUUGAUGCCAUGAGGGGGCAGCUGCGCCGUGUGAACCCAAAAGGCCUGGCGCGGCCCCCAGUUCCGGUUGUUACCGGUCGCGGUGCCGCCGUGAAUUGUUUGGGGCAGGCGCUGCCAUGUGUGGCGAACGAAAGCCAAAACGCUCGCAAAGCUGCACAGCCGAACGCGGGCGCUUUGCCGUGGCAGCUCCGACAUGGAGGGCCCUGCCGUAUGCCUUGCCCCGCCCUUUUACAGAACGCCCACCGGGGCCCCCGCACCCAAUGGCGCCGAAGGCGCUAAGGUGGCCGGCCCAUGUCCUUCGCCCUGUGUUCGGACCCCCACCUUUCCGAAAGGCCGCAGGAGUUCUUCUGGUUGCCGCUUUCGCGCGCGCGGGCGCCCCGCCCGCCCCGUGCCUCCUGGAAGCCCGUGCACCGAUGUGAACGGAAUUCGGCCCGGCCGCCGGUCCGGUCCCGUGCGUCCGAGGCUGACCGGCCCUGAACAGUUUGCCCGAGCCCGCCGUGGCGCCCCGGCGGGCCCCUACUUGGUUCUGGGGUAAGACUGCUGCCACGCGACAGGGCGCUCGGGUUUGACUUUGGCCGCGGGUUUUGACGUUGUCUGGGCGCUCGCUGUGUUGCUGGCCCUUCAGAUGAAUUUCGCCUGGGGGUGUUCUGAUUCGCCGGCCGGGCGGCCUUUGGCUGCACUUUGCCCGAUCCAACCGCAGGCAUAUUCGCCGCCGCCCGAUUUUCUUUGGAUACCCACCAGGCGGCUGCGCGCCUGCAGGCAUCCAUGCUGCCAAUUGGGCGACUGCCUGGUGGACUGGCAGACGCCGAAAGCUGCGGCAUCUUGCCCGGCAGACUGCCGGAGAUGUUGACCAAGCAAAUCGGUCCCACGGCGGGGCAUAUCGCUGGACUGCAGCCCAGCAGAAGAUCGCCUCUGUCGCGCUGCGUGCCGAGUGCCUUGCGCGCGAAGUUUUUUUUUCUGAUUGCGGGGUGUGUAGGGCACAUUGAAGCACAGUAUUGGGACCCGAGCGAAUCGGUUGCCUGGCGGGUCGCUGGGGAGAGUGCGAGCCUAACCGGGGCCGGCAGGGCUGUGUUGCAGCUCAGAGCCCCCGUGCGCACAUUAUCGUGCGCACUGCCGUGCUCGGCCCCCGCCGCCCCGCAGGGUGGCGCGCACCGCUUCGAUCCAUUUCAUUUGAAAGGAGAGCGCUGUCGCUGUUCGUGUUGUGUGGCAGUGCAUGCGCUGCGAUAACCGACCACAGGCUACUCACUCAAACAGGGCUCCGGGCCGGAUUGGAGGAAGCGAGGACGCGAAGGGCGGCCGUGCAGCGAAGUCAGAGAGGUAUUGGUCUUUGUUCGGUGUUGCUGUUUGUGUUUUCUUUCGGACGCGAGUGAUAGAGAAAAGCGCGCAGCGCCGGCGCUGCCUUGUUUGUGAUUGAAAGCCAGGGCCUACCCGGGAAAAUUGGGAAAACAGGCUGCCCCGGGGUAUUAAAAAUCUGAGGAAUUUGAUUGCAACAGCAGGCCCCGCUAGGCGUUUGGCACAAUCCUGCGGAAGGAUUUCUGUGUAAUUUGCGCCCAUGCCGGUGUAGCACGGCGCCGGAAGGCCGCCGGGGGGCGGAGGCCGCAUGCACACGCCCUGCGAGCUACUGAAAGGAAGGCGCCAACCCGGCUCCGCGAUCGCCCUCGCCCCCCUUUCUUAGCCGCGCCAGCGGGCCGUGCGCUGGCCGCCGCCGCAUGCGGGGGCCCGCGGGGCGGCUUUUGUGCCGAUGCCUGCUCCAAAAAUGCCGCCGCCCCAACGGCGCCGCGCCCUGGAAAAUGAGAAAGCCAGGAGGUACGCCCGGAGCGCCGCGCGCCCCCGCCCCCCACAUAGACACAGGUAGCCACUACGUUGCCGCGCACCGGUAAGCCGGCCUUGCAUAGAAAAACAAAAAAGCCCGAAAGACAUCGGCGCCUGGACCAUAUCGCCAGGCGCGCCGGGGCAUUAGGAUUCACUCAGGAGGCGCUCGCAGCGCCCGAAGAAAAAAGUGGCGCAUUCAGUGUGGGCGGCGAAUUGCAGUCAGAACGGCGCCGCCCACACGGAGAGCCGCUAGGCCGCGCAUGGCGCACACAGAAUGCACCGUGGGGCGCGCGGCAACGUGGCUGCGUGAUUCCAUCGCCCAAACAGGGUCCCGCAGUGCGAGCGAACUCCGCGCGCCUUUAAGGUGGUUUGCUAGCUGCUGCGGGGGGCCGAUUAUCCACGCAGGCAAAUGCGAUGGCGCGCGCAAGGCAUUUGCAAACACCCUCCCGGCGCCUGUUGCGAAGGGGCGCGCGGCUCGACACCACCGCCAGCGCAGGAUGAAGCAAGCCAGGACAGAAAGGGCGAAGGCGCUGCUUGCGGGCAAUUCUUUUCCGGGCUUCGCGCCGCGCCGCGGUGUCGUACCUAACUAAGCCUGCUCGCGCCCUUGAAUAAAAGAACGCGGCCGCGCGCACAGUGUGAAGCAUUUCGCGCUUCGGGUGGCGGAUUGUGGAGGGGAUCCCCCCCCGCGCACGGCAGCGCGCGGGGGGGCCGCGUGCUUCUAUCGCUUUCGCGGACCGGGGCGCAAACAACUACGAAAGAGCGCGCAGCGCGCGACUAGAAUUAGCUGGCUGAACUUCGCCAGGCGAAAUCCCAAAAAGGCCCGGCCGCCCGCCCGGGGAAAAUGAAUCAAUGGGAGCGCGGUUUUCAUAACGCCAGAGGACUUCGCCGUGGCACUUAGUUUGCGGCCCGUGAGCACAGGCGCCACCGCCCUAGUGGCCGCCCGGAGCAGCGCGCGCGGUUUUUGUUCGGUCGCCGGGGCUUGUCCGCCUGCGUAGGCUCGCGCAGGGGAAUGCGGCGCAGGGCGCGCAGCGCUUGCGCAUGCGCAUCGUGCGGCAGGUAUGGGCCCGCCAGCGCCAUUCACCUGGCAUUGAAAAGCUUCCUUCCGGCGGCGUGCGCGCAUGGGCUGGCCAGGGAGGGCCAUGGUGGAGAUGCGUCGAAGGGCCCGCCGGCCGUUGUGUCGCGGGCGUUGUUCUAUUGGGCGGGCUCGUAGGCCAGGGCACCCGGCGCGGAACUUUGAACCCCACGCCCAGGCUCCCGGCCCAAACGGGGCCCGCGCUCUCGGACCGGAGCCAGCUUGGCCGGGCGGCGGCGGUUCGGUAUGGCGAGCCCCUUUUGAAGAAAUAAUGGAAACCCCGCGCCGCAAGUGUGGCGAAGUAAGUCUUGCAGUCAAUUUGCGGCCGCAAGCUUCUCGGCGCGCCGGCGCCUGAAUUGCAGCCAGCACUGCGCACGUUUGCCGGCCAGCAUUCGAUGGCAGCCCGGGAAGUGUGGGGCAUCGGCCCCUUUGGCGGUUAUCGCAAGGCGGGAAGAGGGCCGGCACGCAGCACGGCGCGGCGGCUGUUUUUGCAGUUGCCAGCAGCAGCCGCGGCGCCUGUUUAGAUUCCAGAGGAGUUGCAUCGUGGGAAGGCCAUGGCGGUGCUCUAGAAGUGCCCUCGCGGCCUGUCGCCUGGACGCCGCUGCGCCCUGUUUCGCUGCGCUGCCUAACUUCUUAGAAAAGUGGGCGCAUCGGUUUCGUCAACAUGGAUGUGAGGGAACGAAACUCCACAGAGCGUCAGGCGCGGCGCGAACAAUUCGGCGCACUCAUGGACGAAAGGCAGGCGAGGACCCGGGACAGGGCAGCGCCAUUGCGGGAGCGAUUUAAUCCGGAAAUCCGCGCGCCGCCAUAA